This is a messenger RNA of Patiria miniata (bat star), 2317 nucleotides long. RefSeq names its product monomeric sarcosine oxidase-like. The transcript has 5 exons. Bases 452 to 1687 code for a protein of 411 amino acids. NCBI's taxonomy places the organism in Eukaryota, Metazoa, Echinodermata, Asteroidea, Valvatida, Asterinidae. The record is from RefSeq and is a predicted model, not a curated record. Gene Ontology annotation, molecular function: sarcosine oxidase activity; flavin adenine dinucleotide binding.
AAGUCCUCAGUACAGUCCCAUGGCGGUACAUAUUCAAUAGCAGUGAGCGCUACAUGCAUUGCGCGCUAUACAAUAUAGCGUACUGUACAAUGUGCUACCAUGGAGCUAUACGGUGCUACACACUUAGGCGUGUGUCUAAGACUUCGUGGUAAGCUUGGCGCUGUGUGAGGGUACACAGGAUCGCUGCAAGCAUUACGCUCAGUGCAUAGAUAGGAAGGGAUUGGUUGGGAAAGAAGUAAACUGCGCAAAUUCGUGGGAACGCAACGCUAUCAGUGUCUGUCUCUAAUUCAUUAUUUUUUACAUCGGACUUUAUCACAAUUAUACUGCUCAGUGCCACAAUCUGAGGUGAGAGGUAGAGACCAAUACUGAUGGCGUAGCGUCGCAUGACCAAAGUUCACAAUCCGCAAAAGCUGCAAGCAAAUGAGCUCUGUAAUGUUGACGAUAAACCAUAAUGGCGGCAGAUCUCUCGUGGACAGGUAUGGUGUACGACAUUUGCAUCGUUGGGGCCGGAUUAUGGGGUUCGUCAGCGGCCAGACACGCCUCGUUGCCUGGUCGCAAGGUGUGUCUUAUAGGACCCAGUGAACCACAGGAAAAGGAUCGCCCUUCGCGGGACAUUUUCGCCUCUCAUUAUGACGUCUCACGUACUGUGCGCAAAUAUCAGGGAAGUGAUCACAUUCGGAGUUUGAUGACAAUGAGAGCUUAUAAAGGUCUUCAAGAAUUGGAAGGAACCACAGGCAUACAACUCAACGCAGCAGUGGGUCACAUCAUGUAUGGAAAAGAUAUCGAAAGCAUAACGGUGCCAAUAGCCAAGGAAGAAGGUGUUCUCUUGACGGCAGAAGGCGUCCGUGAAAGGUAUCCAUUCUUGGACACCAGUCGAUAUGGCGACACCGCCAUGUUGUUACCAGUUGACGCCGGCCACGCCAACCCUCGAAUGAUCGUCCGUGCGCAGCAAGAGGCAGCCGCCCUCCAAGGCUGUGAUAUUAUUGAUGACGUAGUUCAGUCGGUGGAGGAGUCGGGGGACCACACUCACGGCGAGCCAUUGAUGAGGGUUGUGAUUGAGAAAGAGCGCCCCCUCCUUGCAAAGAAGGUGUUACUGUGCACAGGCGCGUUCACACAGUUCAAGGAUCUUCUACCGCCCUCUACAAAACUGGAUUUUGGAAUUGAUGGGUCGUUCACAGUUCGGCUGGAGGUUGGGGAAGGCGAUUUGGAGAAGCUUCGCAGCAUGCCUACUAUGACAUCUUUCACCGACGAGGAUUGGAAGUGUUACAUUCUCCCGCCGAUAAAGUACCCAGAUGGGAAAUACUACGUGAAGCUAGGACCAGGCUACCAGGACCAGCGAAGACUGACCAGCCUCAAGGAAGUCAAAGACUGGUUUCUGUCUAAGCCCGAUCCGAAGUUGGUGGAAAAGUACAGAGAUUUGCUUUUGAGUAUCGUUAAAGGCUUCCAUCCAGUCUCUGUCAAAACCGAUAUGUGCGUAAUUUCACAUACGCCGACCGAACUCCCCUACUGUGACAUGUUGUCGCCCAGACUCGGCCUUGCGAUUGGAGGAAACGGUUUUGGGGCGAUGAUAUCUGAUGAGGUGGGGAGGAUGGCCGCUGAGAUGAUCGCUGGAGGGGAGAAUUGGAGCCGAGACAUACCGAGGGAGAUGUUCAAGGCUCGUGUCCUCACACCGACUGCCAACUUGUAAAAAAAACCUUACAUUGCGGAUAGCUCCCGCAAGCUUCUUAUACAUGUGAACCUAGCUGGUCGGGGUCAAUCAUUGGGAAGAAGACACGGCAACUCUGUUCUGAAGGUUUAUUUCUGGAAAUGAAAAAGGAAAGACGGAAAAGGAAUUGGAGGUGUCUUCCCUGGUUUCCAGUCAGAAUUUGAAUUUACACCACUGAAAGUAUUAAAGGAAAACAUAAAAAGACAUAAAAGAUAAUAACUAGCUGAGUGAUGAUUUAAGCUGAGUGAUGUUAAUGUAGGAGCUUAUCAGCUACAUCAAUCAAGAUCAAGAACUAGGACUAGUUAAUCAAACAAACAUAUACAUCGUCACAUUAUAUGUUAAAUCUCAAAUAGAAUCUCAAAGGACAAAGAAAGCGUGAGUAUUAAGUGUCAACUUUGUGACGGAGUUAGUAAAGGAUGGCCUGGUCCUAAAAAUAACUAUCGUAUUAAAUUAUAAAAAUACAUAUACCGACUGGAAUGAACAAUAUAAUCAAUCACGUAAACGGAUAAAGGAUGGCUACGUUAACGAUGUUUGGUUCCCGCCAAAGCUCAAAUGUCAGUCGCCAUCUUGAAAAUGAGACAAAACAAUUAAAGAAAAUACGAAAAGCUUAAA